CAGCAGCUAGCUAGCUGAGUCAACGAAAGGAAACCACCUGAGCAGUUCAGUCGUCGUCUUCCUCCUCCUAACCUCCAGCUAUAAAACCAGCUCGCCCCAGAUCAAUCUGAUCAUAGCAAAACUAGCAAGCAAGCAAGUGAGCAACAACGAACACGUACAUACAUACGAUUGAGAGGAGGAUCAAUUGGAGUAGUAAGUGAUGGGUUUGAGCUGCUUGGGUGCUGGGAUGAUGGGGAAGAAGAAGGUGUCGCCGGCGAAGCAGCAGCAGCAGCAACCUGUAGAUCAGAAUCAGCAGCAGAAGAAUCUGUACUGCUCGAAGUCGAAGGAUGCAGAUGCUGCUGAAGUUGGUGAGAAGGAGAAGAAGAUUGGAGGAGGAUCAGAUGGUGAUCAUCAUGCUGGUGUGGAGAAGGUCGAGAUGAGGAAGAAGAAGAGUGGAUCAUCAUCAUCAUCAGCUCCAAUCUUGAUGUACCAGUUCCCCUUCCACUCCCGCCCUGGCUUGCUCUGAAUUAUUGGUUCAGAUGAAUUCAGUGCAUAGAAAUUCGGUUUUAAUUUGAUUUUAGGAACUUCUUGUUGAUUCAGGCCUUUUCUUUGGCCGUUUCUUUGUUUGUUCUUCUCUCUUUCUUUUUAGCUGUGUAAUCACAAACAACACACAUUGCAAGCUUAUAAAUUAAGUCUUGAGGUAUUUUGCGAACGAA
Molecule: messenger RNA, 695 nt
Organism: Oryza sativa Japonica Group (Japanese rice)
Lineage: Eukaryota; Viridiplantae; Streptophyta; Magnoliopsida; Poales; Poaceae
Source: RefSeq, a predicted model, not a curated record